AUAAUAGAUCUAUUGGUUUUUGACAUACUACACAACUAUGGACGUUAUCAUAAUUAUUACGAUGUUUUAUUUUUUACUAAUGAUUAUCAAGAAACGAUAUAAAAACAUAUUUUCGUCGUGCCAUACUUGCGGUAUCUACGUUUCGUAUUAUAUUAUACUUAAUAAUACGUGAUGUUAAAUCACUUUCAAUUAUUUUAUGGUCCAAGCAAUAAAACGAUGGUUGUCUACCAUUUAGAUUUCUUCAUUAUUUAUACAAUUUCGUUGCAUCGUGUAUUGUACUGAAUUGGUAGUUGUAUAUAAAUUAAAAAAUCCAGAAAAUGUAUCAGUGCAUUUUAUUUGCGGUUUUAAUCAUAAGCACAUCACUUCAACACAAAUGUGAAACUAAAGAAAUUCAAACUAAACUUCAAGCAAUUAUAACACCAUUUAAUAUGCAAUAUCGAGAAGAAUUAAACAAUUUAAAAAGAAGUCCCAUUCGUACAAAUAAUAUUAAAAACCGAAAUAACAUUAAAACCAAAGGAAUCUACAUAACCGUUUGGUUAAAAAAAAACACUCAGGAAUAUUUUUCGAAAGAUCAAGUGGUAAUCAUUGAUCACGUUUUGGAUGCUGUAACAGACAAAGUGAGUAAGCUCAUAAACCCUUACGUAGUAGUGAUUCAACAAGACGAAGUACUGGAAUCGUACAAACUUAAACACUUAAAGAUGGUCAAUUCUGAAGUAAAGGAAAUGGUGUUCAACAAGGACUCAACCAAACAUUAUCCUGGUUGCUACGCAGACUUAAAACGAUCAAGUUGUAAUGCAACGAUGGCGGGGAAAGUAACCCCAAUGCAAUAUAGUGAAGGGUUUUGUUGUUCUUGUAAUAUUGCAGUCAAUAUCAAGAGGCAAAUGAACGACUGUCAAGGACGAAGCCGGUUUAAGCACGUUGUCCACUCAAAGAAUGCGUUAAAUGAAGACAUCGAAAUGCUGAUCAGUCGAACAGUAGACAAUCUUGACUCAGACGACAAGAUAAUUUCAGAAUUCACACACAAUACAGAAUCAUCACAUACUUAUAGGGAACAAAUACGAGGGGGCCAAAACUGUGACUCCACAAAUACGCCAGAAUAUGUCGACGAAGCGUAUCGGUACCACGAAAGCAGUCAUUGUUUGGAAUUCAGUGAUUUAUGCAGGUACAAAGUAAAUAAGUUGGAAUCUGCGUCAUACCGUCAUUCGGUUACAAUAAGUGUUUAUGAAAAGUAUACAAGGGAUAAUACCAUACCGUUAUACAAGAAAAUAAUUUCCAAAGUCAAGUUAAGCAACAAUGACCAAGCUUAUGAAAAUGACGAGACAACUGUGCAAGCAAAGUAUGUAGCUUUAACAUUUGGUGAUGAUCAAUACUAUAGUCUAGAUAUAAACAAUGAUAGACUUUUGAUACCAGAAAAAGUGUCAUUUAUAGUUGAACAUGUUAAUCCACAGGCAAUAGACGAUCCAAAAAAAUAUUUGAUUGUUAAUGCAAAAAAUAUAAGUAUCAAAGGUGAUGAAUGCAAUAAAGUUGGAGUAUCAUAUGAAGCAUUCUUUAAACAAUCUAAUAGAUGUGGAGUGAAAAGAUCUAGCUGUUUGAAUAACCAACCAUCACAUUUGUGGAAACAAGAUAUGGAUGCAAUUGAGUCAGAAACUCCAGGAAGUUAUUUUUUAGAAAAUUUUGUGAAAUUUCCACAAGAUGCAAACAUAAUGGAAAAUAUUAACGGUACCGAAACGUUAAAUUUGCAUUAUGAAUUGGAUUAUAUCAGUGAAUUAUUUAUCCAUAAAGAAACGAAUUACAAUAGUGUGCUUUCGACAAGGUCUCUUAUAGAAAUUGUAGAAAUAUAUUCAGAUGCAACUAAAACUGAUCAAACUAAAAUAGUUGCAGCAAUUUAUAAUAUUGGAAUGACGCCCAAAUUAUUCCAAGUACAGUUAUUAGAAUUUCCAAUAAGUACAAAAAAAAACUGUACUGAUACUCAAAGCCGCGAUGUGUUGAUUUUACCUUUUCAUCGACAUAAUCAUGUUUUUAUGUUUGAUGGACCACUUAUCAAGUCCAAUAUUAAUUGCACACUUCAAGUAUUGGACAAAUGGGACAAAGUAAUGGCUUGGAGACACGUUCUCAUUAGCGAAGCCAACCGCUGUUUUUGUGUGUGGUAUCGUGAAUGCGUUUGUACAACAAUUGAAGAUCAAUUAUUUGCAUCUGACUAUAAAACAAUAUCACAAAAAGAUUAUAAUGGUGCUGGCUUUAGAGGAGCUAAACCCGAAAUGCGUAAUUUCAAUUCUAUUUCCAAAUUAAAUAUAAUUAAAUUAAUAUUAAUUUUUUUAUCAACAUUUUUCAUCAUGAAAUUUUUAAUUGGUAUAAUACACAGAACGUAUGAACAUACCUGAAUAUAUGUGCCAAUAUAUUACACAAAAACAAAAAUUAAUGGUAUCUAAAACCCAAUUAUAUAUAAAUAAUAUAUAUUAAGUCGAUGAUUAUGAUAAAAUGAUUAUUC
Aphis gossypii (cotton aphid) is the source of this 2488-nucleotide messenger RNA. Its product is annotated as hapless 2-like. The record is from RefSeq and is a predicted model, not a curated record. NCBI's taxonomy places the organism in Eukaryota, Metazoa, Arthropoda, Insecta, Hemiptera, Aphididae. The coding region runs from base 318 to 2381 and encodes 687 amino acids. The transcript has 11 exons.